AAAAAAACAGUGCAUGCAUUGGAAAGUGUUGGGUUCUUUCUUUCCUCUCUAUACAUGUCUGUGAACUCGUUGAUUUUGGUUGUCUUUGAUGUAGUGGCGUCGAAUUGAACUAUGAAACGCCCUCGGAAAUCGACAAUUCCGGCGCGUGGCCGGUUUACCCGGUUAUCGCGCACACGACAAGCCGGGCUUGAGAGUAUAUGGAUUGAUCUCUUGCCCCUAUAUCUUAAAGGAUCUGAAUUACUGUGGAAGCUGGUAACAAAGCUCAGACCGCCUGGUCUUUCUCUAUUUUAUUCACGUCAAAUUUCUAAUUGUAAUAGCUGGCAUAUCUUCCGCAUAGCCAUCCCCGCAUGCUCAACUUGAAAAGAGCAUUUCCUCAUUUAACCAAACGAUUCUCUGUCGCCAACAUGUCCUCCUUGUCUAAAGACCCAGCUUCGUUGCACAACCCUUACUUCCAACAAAAUCCAUCCAAGAAAGAUGUGUGGACUCUCAUUAACGAAACUGCCGCCGCUGCACAAGAAGAGCUAGGUGCCCCAGUGACCAAUUUGGGCCAGGGUUUCUACUCGUACAACCCGCCAGAUUUUGCCAUCGACGCUGUUUCCCACUCUCUUGCCAAGCCUCAGUUCAAUCAGUAUGCCUCGCCCAGAGGUAACCCAAAUCUUUUGAAAAGCUUGGCUGAAAAAUACUCCAAGGAUUUCGGGCGUACUGUUGAUACCUCGCAAUUGGUAGUGACCACUGGAGCAAACGAAGGCAUGUUCUCUGUGUUCUUUGGGUUCUUGACCCCGGGAGAUGAGGCCAUUGUCUUUGAGCCAUUUUUUGACCAGUAUAUCCCAAAUGUGGAGAUGACGGGUGCCAAGGUUAAGUUUGUCAGCAUCAAACCACCCAAAGAUUUCGGCUCCAGGAACACGACUGGUGAUGAUUGGGAAGUCGACUGGGAAGCCUUAGAGAACGCCAUCACCCCAAAGACAAAAAUCAUUGUUAUCAACACUCCACACAAUCCAAUUGGCAAGAUAUUCAAUGAGGAUGAACUUGUACGCAUAGGAAAAUUGGCAAUCAAGCACAACAUAAUUCUUCUUUCCGACGAAGUAUACGAGAACUUGUACUAUACCUCAUUCCCUAGACCAGCUGCUUUGCCUGUAUUGCCUGAAUUGGCAGACAGAACUUUGACCGUGGGAUCAGCAGGAAAGUCCUUUGCAGCUACCGGGUGGAGAAUUGGCUGGAUCCAGGGCCCUUCUGAAUUGAUCCAAUAUGUGGUCUCUGCUCACACCAGAAUCUGUUUCUCGGCCCCGGCACCUUUGCAGCAAGCAGUUUCCGAAGCCUUGAGCCUUUCUGGUGAUAACGGAUAUUUCGAAACCACUAGAAAAGAUUACUCCAAGAAGUAUGAGUUGUUCUCGGCGGUCUUCGAUGACUUGGGCUUGCCGUACACCGUGGCCCAGGGUGGCUAUUUUUUGCUUGUCAACUUCGAGAAAUUGAAGAUUGCAGAAGACUACAAAUACCCUGCUGAUAUUGAAGGCCGUGGAACAAAUGACUACAAGUUGGUCUACUGGUUGAUUAAGGAAAUUGGUGUGGUUGGUAUUCCGCCCACCGAAUUUCUCCAACCAGGCACUAGGAAAGGAAGCCCCUUAGAGAACUCUGUUAGAUUUGCUGUUUGCAAAGAUGAUGAGAUUUUGCAAGACGCUGCAAAGAAAUUGCGGAAGUUGAAGAACUUUUUGUAGUAAAGUGAGACGACACAAAUGAACAAUAUAGAAUAUACGCAGUUUCUGCCCAAACUUUUACUCAAUCCGCCCUAAUAUACUUCUUGAAUAUG
This is a messenger RNA of Metschnikowia bicuspidata var. bicuspidata NRRL YB-4993, 1804 nucleotides long. RefSeq names its product pyridoxal phosphate-dependent aminotransferase. NCBI's taxonomy places the organism in Eukaryota, Fungi, Ascomycota, Pichiomycetes, Serinales, Metschnikowiaceae. Gene Ontology annotation, molecular function: pyridoxal phosphate binding; L-kynurenine:2-oxoglutarate transaminase activity. Bases 405 to 1712 code for a protein of 435 amino acids. The transcript has a single exon. Gene Ontology annotation, biological process: biosynthetic process. The record is from RefSeq and is a predicted model, not a curated record. Gene Ontology annotation, cellular component: mitochondrion; cytoplasm.